This is a messenger RNA of Pichia membranifaciens NRRL Y-2026, 886 nucleotides long. RefSeq lists its product as hypothetical. Gene Ontology annotation, cellular component: nucleus. The transcript is spliced from 2 exons. Gene Ontology annotation, molecular function: mRNA binding. Gene Ontology annotation, biological process: mRNA export from nucleus. Bases 35 to 808 code for a protein of 257 amino acids. The record is from RefSeq and is a predicted model, not a curated record. NCBI's taxonomy places the organism in Eukaryota, Fungi, Ascomycota, Pichiomycetes, Pichiales, Pichiaceae.
CGCUGCAAAAGGAAUUAAGCACAGAACCAACAGCAUGUCGUCCCUGUUAGAGAAGUCGUUGGAUGAAAUCAUCGGGUCUGGAUCCGGUCGCCCAGAACGGAGUAGAAAACGUUCAAGUACCAGAGGAAGAAACUCGAGGGUUUCGAAGCCAGGCAGACGUGGACCACCCGCAGCGAGAAGCUUUCGUGGAUCAGUGCACAAUGGCAGCCCUAACGAGAUCAAAAUCGUCAACUUGCACCCUGAGUUGACAACCGAGGACCUCACCCAGCUCAUGGAGACUGUUGGUCCGACCACACGCGUGGAAAUCAAGUACAACACGCAUGGUAAGUCCAUUGGGGUUGCCUUUGUUGAAUACGAGUUCGGUAGGGAUGCGAUGGAGGCCAUCAAGAGAUUUGACGGGCGACUAGCAGCCGGCCAGAUCAUAAGCGUGUCCAGCACGAUGCCUUUGAUCGACAGAAUUGGUGGAAGGGCCGAACCGCGUCCGAGACGGAGAAACCCGAAGCCUGUGACCGUCGAAGGUAACGGUAACGGCAAUGCGAAACCCGACGGCAAUCCAAAGCCAAAGAGGAAAGAACGGAAGACCCUGGAAGACUUGGAUAACGAGCUCAACAUGUACAUGAACGGAGAGGCUGGAGAGGUACAGUCCGAGGAGCAGUCAACACACUUGCCUCAGCAGGAUGCUGAACAAGCGUCUGCAACGGUGCUAGUUCCUGCUCAAGAAUCUGAAGCAGCACAAGUGCCAGCACAGGAGUCCGCCCCUGUUGAGAACGGUGUUGAACCAGCCGGUAAUGAUGUCGCCAUGGAGUGAUCGAGGAGGAGAAAAAGUAAAAGAAACAGUGAAACGAUAAUGAUGUAUUAAUAAUAAAUAGCGACCGAAGGCCCCGGU